UCAGAACCUAGGAGGGGCGCCUUCUGAAGGUUGCUGUCCGCGGUGCUGAAUCCUGACGCGACUGCGGAAGAGAAGUGGCGGAACCGAGAAAAUUCUUAUAUUUUCACUUUCACUCGCAAUUAUCUCAUCCAUCAAUUUUGGACCAUCCUGUAUUUAACACUGACACUAUUAUGUUUUAGCAAAGGUGUGCAAUGGAUUAGACUAGGUAGAGUAAUGGAUUCGCCGUGUUCCAUCAUCUUCGCUGUGUUGGCUCUUCGUCUGUCUCUUCCAACUACCUCCGCUGACAGCAAAUUUGGUUGCCUGUUUGAGGAUGAGCUCUGUACACCUUACGAGUUCUGCGCUAACGACAGAGUGUUUGGAAGGUGUCUGGAGUUACCCAGUGCGGACCUAUACACCUAUGAUGUGUCAGCCUCGGCUCUACAGCGCCUCAGGACUCUCCUCCAGAAACUGUCCCACAGAGGGUUGACAUGGCAGGAUGCUACCACCCAGCAGGUGAUCUCCAGAGAGCUUUCCAAGUUACGCAAGGUUCCUAUCCGAAGGCCGGAACCCCCUUCUGCCUCCCUGACACUCUAUGGUGGAGCCAGGAAGCUCAAGACUGGAAAGGGAGAGCUUGGCGUCCAGAAGUACCUGCAAGAGCUUGGUCUCCUUCCCCAGUCUGUUGGCACUGCUCGCCAGGGGCCCCAGCGAGAGGGCCCCCUCACUAAGAAUGAAGACUUCCAGCCCAAGAAGGGAAAGUCUACAUUCUAUAGUCUACAGUCUGCAGAGCCACCCCAGGGGGGUAAGGUCUUCACACAGGGCGCCGUGGGGAGCUGGAGACCCUCAGUGGAGACAGCCUACUCCAGCCAGGAGCCUGGGAGUGCCAGGGGAAGUGCCAAGGGGUUGACUGCCCAGCUGGAGCGCUACCUGGCUGGGGCAGCACACACGCAGAGCCGCCCAGUACAAGGGGCAGUGGUGGGAUCAGUGGUGGGACCCAAGGGGAAGCUCCACUAUCUCAGCUAUGUCAGCCCUGUACGCUCUGGUGAUCAGGUGGAACCCCAGACACGACUUGGUGGCAGUGGCUCCAAACCUCCAAGGCCCAACAUAGACAGGCUUCUCUUCAAGGCUGCUUCCAACCAUCGGGUGCCCAAGGAACAGCUCAGUACAGUGGAUGAACGGUUCAUCCAGAACGUGGUCAACCAGCUGGGGAGGCAGAGAGUGAACAUGGACGGUUUGAUGGGUAAAGACCUGAACCAGCUGGCAGACAUCAUCUCUGAGGUCCUGCAUGUGGUGGAUGGGGAGGGGCCCGGGGCCAGAGCUAAGCCCAGGGUCAUGGCACCCAUACGGGACAGGCAGAUGAAGAGAGAGCCCUUACCUUCCAAGGACCAGGAUGAGAAGGACCAAGACGACAUGUUGGGGCAAGAUGCAAAGCUUCAAGGGCAACCAAUGGAGGAUGCAGACUCUGAGCCAGACGACAAGGACCCAGGCUUCGUCAGUAAGCUGUUGGAGUACCUCAAUAUGGACCCCUUCAGUGAUGAGCCAGAUGCACAGAUGGAGGUUGAUGGUGCUGGGGCAGCAGGCGGCCCCUCUAUUGAGGGCCAGAGAACAGUAGGUCUGGAGAAUGUGAGAAGCAGGACCACACAGGGCCAGGUGCCUGUACAACACCCCUGGGUGGAGAGGUACAUGGCCAUAGGAGGAGAGCAUAGAUCUCCAGACCAACCGAUGGAUGUCCAGGCUUCUGAAUCCAUGGUAGACUCCGAGGUGGAGAGGUGGAUCCACGGUACCAAAGCUCCUCCUCCUCUGGAGGCUGAGACAGACCUCCUGGCAGAUAAACCACAGAAGAAGAAUCUCCUUGCAGAGCCACAGAAACAGGACAUGCGACUCCAGGAGGAGGAGGAGGUGGUGCAUAUGGGGGUCAAAGCUUACUCGAAGUCACAUCAAGGGAAAAACCACCUCGGCGACUUUGGCUACAUCAUUACAGACACAGACUCCCUCACCUCUGACCAGGGCUUGGACCUGAUGGAACAUGUGGGUCGGAGGAUCAACCUCCAUGUGGCCAACAUUCUCCAACUCUCAGUGCUGGGUCCAGCUGUGACCUUCAGGGUGGGCUCCAACCCUCAUAAUGUCAGCACUGCAGACCUGGCCCACGUUGCAGUUCAGCAGAAGAAGCAGCUGGAGAAGGAAACUGGUGUGAAGAUCCUUGAGGCCGGUGUCAGUGAUAAGGGCAGCUUGAAACAGAUCCCGGUGGUCAAGGAGAGUCAUCUGGAGUCUGGUCAGUUCAUGGUCUUGGCCAUCAUCUCCAUGGUCCUGAUCACGGGGGCGCUGGCAGUGUCUGGCUGGCUCUUCUGCCUGCGCCACCGCUCCCACCUCCAACUGAAGGAGAAACUAACCAGCCUGGGGACUGACACCAGCGCUGAUGCAACCGCAACCUAUCAGGAGCUGUGUCGCCAGCGGAUGGCUGUGCGGACAUCGGAGCGUGCGGAGUGCCCGGAGCCUCUGCGGCGCCUCUCGCGGCUGAACAGCUCGUCUUCUCAGUUCAGCGAUGGGGGACCCAUAGCCAGCCCCUCGGCCCGUAGCUCCACUUCCUCCUGGUGCGAAGAGCCUGUCCCCUCCAACAUGGACAUCUCCACCGGACACAUGAUACUGUCGUACAUGGAGGACCACUUGAAGAACAAGAACCGCCUGGAGAGGGAGUGGGAGGCGAUGUGUGGUUACCUGGCUGAGCCCGGUGACUGUGACGUGGGCCAGGGCGAACACAACACCAAGAGGAACCGCUCUGACGCCGUGGUUGUCUAUGAUCAUUCCAGAAUCACCUUGAAGGCUGAGAAUAACCAUGGCAACUCAGAUUACAUCAAUGCUAGCCCAAUUAUGGACCAUGACCCGAGGAACCCCAUGUACAUCGCUUCACAAGGCCCUCUACCCUCCACCGUGGCUGACUUCUGGCAGAUGGUGUGGGAGAGUGGCUGUGUGGUCAUCGUCAUGCUAACGCCCCUGUCUGAAAAUGGAGUGAAACAGUGUCAACAGUACUGGCCAGACGAGGGCUCCAAUGUCUACCAUGUUUAUGAGGUGAACCUGGUGUCAGAACACAUCUGGUGUGAGGACUUCCUGGUCAGGAGUUUCUACCUGAAGAACUUGCAGACCAACGAGACACGCACUGUCACGCAGUUCCACUUCCUUUCCUGGGUGGACCACAGCAUCCCUGACUCAGCCAGGACCCUGCUGGACUUCCGUAGAAAGGUUAACAAGUGCUACCGGGGUCGGUCUUGUCCAAUAAUUGUCCACUGCAGUGACGGGGCUGGCAGAAGCGGAACGUACAUUCUGAUUGACAUGGUCCUCAAUAGGAUGGCUAAAGGUGCUAAAGAGAUUGAUAUUGCCGCUACCCUGGAGCACUUGAGAGACCAAAGAGCCGGCAUGGUCCAGACAAAGGAGCAGUUUGAGCUUGCACUGACAGCCGUAGCGGAGGAGGUGAAUGCCAUCCUAAAAGCUCUUCCACAGUGAAACUCGACGCCGCCCCACACCGUGCCAUGUCUCGCUGUCUAAACACAUGUUUUUCUGCCCACUCAAGUCUGACAUCUCGCUUAUGUCCCAAAUGGCACCCUAUUCCCUAUGUAGUGCGCUACUUUUGAACAGGGCCCAUAAGGGUCUGGUCAAAAGUGGUACACUAUGUAGGGAAUAUUGUGGUGAAAUUUCGGACAUACCUACCUAUCUUCUCUCGUUUCUCUCUCCUCUGAUUCUCGCUCUUGGUAUACUUAUGAACGUUGUGCCAGAUACUUGACCGACAAGGUCUUCUUAAGUGUGAUGUAUUCUGUUUGCAGUUGUGUUCCAGUACCACUUACAGAUAGCUAGACAAGGUCACAUGUGUUCUCUCUAUCUCUUUGUGACCUGAAUAAUCUAUUAUACUAAGAAUCAGAUGAUUGGUUAUUGAUGUGUGAUGAAUAUGAUAUUGUAUUCAAGGCCUGAACAUCUGUGUCCUGUAUAUAGAGAAGAUGCUUCAAAGAACAAUGUCGAUGUGAUCUUUACUAUUAAAGUUCUGAACCACAUUCUAUGGCCCUGUUCAAAUACAUUCGAAAUGCAUCCUUCCUUCCUUGAGAAUCUGUAAGUGAUAUACACUACCGGUCAAACGUUUUAGAACACCUACUCAUUCAAGGGGUUUUUCUUUAUUUUUACUAUUUCCUACAUUGUAGAAUAACACAUAGGGAAUCAUGUAGUAACCAAAAAAGUGUUAAACGAAUCGAAAUAUAUUUUAUAUUUGAGAUUCUUCAAAGUAGCCAGCCUUUGCCUUGAUGACAGCUUUGCACACUUGUCAUUCUCUCAACCAACUUCACCUGGAAUGCUUUUCUAACAGUCUUGAAGGAGUUCCCACAUAUGCUGAGCACUUGUUGGCUGCUUUUCCUUCACUCCGCGGUCCGACUUUUCCCAGAUCAUCUCAAUUUGGUUGAAGUCGGGGGAUUGUGGAGGCCAGGUCAUCUGAUGCAGCGCUCCGUCACUCUCCUUCUUGGUCAAAUAGCCCUUACACAGCCUGGAGGUAUGUUCGGUCAUUAUCCUUUUGAAAAACAAAUUAUAGUCCCAUAAACCCAAACCAGAUGGGAUGGCGUAUCGCUGCAGAAUGCUGUGGUAGCCAUGCUGGUUAAGAGUGCCUUGAAUUCUAAAUAAAUCACAGACAGUGUCACCAGCAAAGCACCCCCACACGAUAACACCUCCUCAUCCAUGCUUUACAGUGGGAACUACACAUGUGGAGAUAAUCCGUUCACCACACCGCGUCUCACAAAGACACGGCAGUUGUAAUCAAAAAUCUAUAAUUUGGACUCCAGAGAGAAAUUUCCACCGGUCUAAUGUUCAUUGCACGUGUUUCUUGGGCCAAGCUAGUCUCUUCUUCUUAUUGGUGUCCUUUAGUAGUGGUUUCUUUGCAGCGAUUUGACCAUGAAGGCCUGAUUCACUCAGUCUCCUCUGAACAGUUGAUGUUGAGAUGUGUCUGUUACUCAAACUCUGUAAAGCAUUUAUUUGAGCUGCAAUUUCUGAGGCUAGUCACUCUAAUGAACGUAUCCUCUGCAGCAGAGGUAACUCUGGGCCUUCCUUUCCUGUGGUGGUCGUCAUGAGAGUCAGAAGGCACACCUGUUAAUUGAAAUGCAUUCCAGGUGACUACCUCAUGAAGCUGAUUGAGAGAAUGCCAAGUGUGUUAAGCUGUCAUCAAUGCAAAGGGUGGCUAUUUGAAGAAUCUCAAAUAUAAAAUAUAUUUUGAUUUGUUUAACACUUUUUUGGUUACUACAUGAUUCCAUAUGUGUUAUUUCAUAGUGUUGAUGUCUUCACUAUUAUUCUACAAUGUAGAAAAUAGAAAAAAUAAAGAAAAACCCUUGAAAGAGUAGGAGUUCUAAAACUAUGGGCCGGUAGUGUACAGAUACCCACCCCUCGAAGAACUUCCUAGAAAGGAAGGAACCUAGGAAGAAACCUAAAGGAACCAGGCUCCGAGGAGUGGCCAGUCCUCUUCUGGCUGUGCCACCACCCUAUUACUUUCCCCCAAUCCAACCGAUUCAUAUCUGUGAUAACUUUAAGUAGGAAGGAAGUGUUUAAACAGGGCCUGUAUGUGAGCCUCAAUUUAGUCAGAUACGCUUUAGCCAAUAUCCGCACCGCAGUUGUUUUGACUGUGUCGGAGGUGGAACUGCGUUAAGAGCUGUCAAAGCCACAGGCAGCUCCUGGAAUUAUACCUAAAGCGGACAUUGCCAUUGGCUGCGCAGAGUCGCAUGAUCAGAAAUCCCAUGCAGCCAUGCAGUUCGAACCCUGGAAUGUGAGAUGUUAUUUUGUUGAAUGAUUUUUCAAUUCGAUCAUCAUUAUUUCUAUAUAGCCUACAAUGUCUCGUUAUGAACUUUGACACGAUUGGGGCGGGUGUGGCUUCAUGACAAUGACUAAGAGCAGCUGCUCACCGAUUUCACGGCUCCAAGGCAAUUCAACCUCCCGACACAGCCAAAACAUCCACUAUGUGGGUGUCUGCAAUCGCUGGUUAGUGCUUGAUCUGAUUUAAUCUAGGUCUUAGUUGUUCUCUUGUGCAGACUGCAUUUGUUUGUUAUGUACAUUGUUUUGUAUAUUAAUUUAAUACCGCUAAUAUUUAAAUUCACUGAAAUGUAAUGAUUAUAAAUACAAUGAGUGUACAAAACAUUAAGAAGACCUUCCGAAUAUUGAGUUGUUUUGCCCAGUUACCCUCUGAAUGACAAACAUACACAAUCCAUGUCUCAAUUAUCUCAUGGCUUAAAAAUCCUUCUUUAACUAAGCUGUCUCCUCCCCUUCAUCUACACUGAUUGAAGUGUAGAGUGACAGAAAUAAGGGAUCAUAGCUUUCACCUGGUUAGUCUAUGUCAUGAAAAGAGCAGGUGUUCUUAAUGUUUUGUACGCUCAGUGUAGAGUGAGCAAUAUAGAUAUUAACAAUAUGAUGUGAUACGAUUAACCUGAAUUAUAUUGGCAUUGUUAAUAUGUUUGUUUUGUCCUCUUAAUCGACAGAAUAUUGUGACUCAUGUGUACAGGUAAAGUCCAUGUAUAGAAUAUAAAUUAUUGGAAGCUUGUUGUGCUAUUAAAAUGUUUACUGAACUUGUCAAUGAAAAUGAUAUAUUUUGUGUGGAAACAAAAUUCUAUCAGAUUGAUAAUAAACCACAGAACGGUUGACCAGACCUUUGUCUGUCAAUUGUUCCACUACUGUAGCUCUUUAGAAAACAUUAAAAGGAAGAUGAAAUUUGAUCAGUUGAAUAAAAGCCGGCUUCUUUUACCAGAGGGUGAGUGCAUUGACUGAAAUGCCAUUGGCUGAAAUAAAGAUAGAUACCCGCAUGCUGA
This is a messenger RNA of Salvelinus fontinalis (brook trout), 6791 nucleotides long. RefSeq names its product receptor-type tyrosine-protein phosphatase N2-like. Bases 214 to 3474 code for a protein of 1086 amino acids. Gene Ontology annotation, cellular component: secretory granule. The record is from RefSeq and is a predicted model, not a curated record. Gene Ontology annotation, biological process: protein dephosphorylation. Lineage: Eukaryota; Metazoa; Chordata; Actinopteri; Salmoniformes; Salmonidae. The transcript is spliced from 22 exons. Gene Ontology annotation, molecular function: protein tyrosine phosphatase activity.